AUGCAGAUGCCCACCUCGUCAGAAGACGAGAAGUGUCCUACCGUGGCACCCAUGUGUCCCCCGGUGGCCGCCCCCAAGGUCAUCGGACUCUACGGGGUGCCGGGGGCUGGCAAGACUUUUCUAAUGAACAAACUGAACCAGCAGCUUGGUGAGGAGCGUUUUGCCUUUUUUGAAGGAUCCGAGGUCAUUGCCUCUGUAAUUACUGGCGGGCUGGAUGCAUUUAAAAAGCUCGACGAGUCUGAAAAAGCCGAGUAUCGCAAGCGGGCUGUUCAGAAGAUCAAGUCAACUUGCAGCGAGACCAGGAAAGUUGGGAUCGUUACCGGCCACCUCAGCUUUUGGGACGACGAAAGAUGUGACCACCCCAUGAAGGUCGUCACUGAGGAUGACUUGGAUACCUUCACUCAUAUUUUGUACCUCAAUACUCCGGUGCAUAUGAUUACCGAACAACGAAAAAAGGAUACCGAGAGACUACGACCAAGUGUGUCGGAGAGUCGUUUGUGCGAGUGGCAAAAUUAUGAGACAAAAGAGCUCUCUUCUCUUUGCCUGGACAAAAACAUUAUGUUUGCUCAUGUUUGGUCCGGUUUGAGCUGUAAGCUGUCGACCUUCAUUCGUGACAUUCAAUGUCACGAUGAGGGAUAUAACAUGGCUGUUGCCAAUGAUCGUUUGGACAAGAUUCUCUCUGACCAUGGUGACGACGUUCAGACUGUCUUGUUUGUUGAUGCAGACAAGACGCUCUCGGAAGACGACACCAGCGAAACCUUCUGGACGAUGUUGGAAGAUUUUAAGGGCGUCCAUAAUCCGCUAAGACGGCUCUUCAACAAGAUGGGGUAUACGUAUGCCGCGUUCAGACAGGCUAUGAUGUACUAUGAAGAUCAGGUCUGCGAUAAUGACUUCUCUUCUAUCUGCGACGAUAUUGCAAGUGAAAUCAAUCUCUAUCCCCAGGUUGCCCUGCUUCUCAAAACGGCGAAAGUCAUUGAGAGAGAAGGGCUCUCUAAUGUCGUUAAAGUCAUCGGUGGUGGCCGUAUCGACGACGGAUUGGUGGUUACCCCUGAGGUGAAGAGAAGUUUAGUUGUUCGUGCUCAAACAGUCCAUGGAGCCCACACCUGGGCGAUCGGGGACAGCCCUAUUGACUUGCCGAUGAUGUUGGCUGCAGACAAGGCGGUUGUCGUGGUGGGUAAAGAACAAACGCGAAGCAAGAGCAUGGAUGGCGCUUUACGUGAUGCUAUCCUCAAUGAUGGGCUGCAGGCUAGGCAGGCCUUGCUGCCCUACAAUACUCUGAAACCACGGCUUGACCUGAACAUACUCCCUGUGAUCCAUUUAGAAGACGAAAAUAUCCAAAGUUCGAUCUUCCGCCGCUGGUUUCGAUUCUACCACGCGACCGAUGAUAACGCUUCUAAGUUGUUGAGUACUCCUAUGAGAGACGACGCCAUCCGCGGGCCGGCCCUCCAGGAUGCUCAUAAGAAGGCUGCUCACUAUCUGUCCACAAAAUACCUGGCAGAGAUCAUCGGGCUUGAAGCGUUCCCCGUACGCCACCCUCAAAACAAAUCCAUCGACGGAUACCGGCUUCUCAACGAAGGCCAGACGUUGAUCGUGCCGCUGAUGCGCGGUGGGCUGCCUAUGGCAAACGGUGUUAACGAGGUCUUUCCAACUGCCCAGCUCCUGCACGCCAAGUUCCCCCACGACGUGAAGAGGGAGAAUCUCAAGGGCAUCGUCACUGUGAUCUUGGUCGACUCUGUUAUCAACAGUGGCAAGUCCAUCGUGGAGUUCCUGCAACAUAUUAGACAGAUUAAUGCUGCCGUUCGUGUCAUUGUUGUUGCUGGCGCCGUGCAGGACCAGGCCCUCAAAGGCGGGAGUGCCAUUCGUGCUGUCGCGCGAUCAAUGGAGGUUACCAUUGUCGCUCUCCGGGUUUCGAAGAACAAGUACACUGGAAAGGGAACUACCGACACCGGUAAUCGUUUGUUUAAUACCACUCAGUUGGACUGAUGAUGGGCCGGUCAUACUACUUGGAUGAUAUGGACAGCCGGAGCUCGGGUUAGAUUUUGGAAGGCUGAUAACAGAGUUGGCGAUGGCGCACUUUGACAGAAGAGUUUUGGCUUUGGAGAUACGGACGGUUGUG
Molecule: messenger RNA, 2116 nt
Organism: Aspergillus neoniger CBS 115656
Lineage: Eukaryota; Fungi; Ascomycota; Eurotiomycetes; Eurotiales; Aspergillaceae
Product: uracil phosphoribosyltransferase
Exons: 2
Coding region: 1-1983 (660 amino acids)
Biological process (GO): dephosphorylation; L-serine biosynthetic process
Cellular component (GO): cytoplasm
Molecular function (GO): magnesium ion binding
Source: RefSeq, a predicted model, not a curated record